AUGACAUCUUUUGCACUUAUCAAUAAACAUUUUGUGGUAGAUCCUCUGGGCUUUGCUGGGGGGCUUGCUCUUUUCUGGAGAACUAGCAACUUUGAUUUUUCAAUUAUUAGGCACACUUCUCAAGCUAUUCAUGGAAUCGUGAGAGGGUUAGGGACGACAACCACUAGAGUUUCAUUUGCCUACGUGAGACCUAAUGUUCUGGCUAAGGAGAUGUUCUGGAGUGAUUGCAGAAAUUACGCCAAUAAUAACGGGGGUCCCUGGAUUAUGAUGGGGGACUUUAAUGAUAUCAUUGAUGAUACCGAACAAUGGGGUAGUUCUGCAGUUAACCUGAGUCGGUGUGCGACUUUUGUGGAUGGGUUUAAUGUUUGUGGGCUUCUGGACAUGGGUACCAUGGGGGUUAGAUACUCCUGGUUUAGACAAGAAGGUGGACGUAUGGUGCUUCGUAAAAAGUUAGAUCAUGUGUUAUGGAACUUUGACGCCCAAACUACCUUCCCGGAGGCUAAAGCAGCUAUUCUCUGUUAG
Ipomoea triloba (trilobed morning glory) is the source of this 522-nucleotide messenger RNA. RefSeq lists its product as uncharacterized. The record is from RefSeq and is a predicted model, not a curated record. NCBI's taxonomy places the organism in Eukaryota, Viridiplantae, Streptophyta, Magnoliopsida, Solanales, Convolvulaceae. Bases 1 to 522 code for a protein of 173 amino acids. The transcript has a single exon.